Stylonychia lemnae is the source of this 2328-nucleotide messenger RNA. Lineage: Eukaryota; Ciliophora; Spirotrichea; Sporadotrichida; Oxytrichidae. The record is from the annotation of a GenBank genome assembly.
AUGAUGAUAUCUAAUCCAGAUUUCAUCUCCUCAAUUGUUGAUUCAUAAGGGGGUCAAGGGCCAAGAUCUAUUUCAGGUGUAGUUGGAAAACCUAAAUCAGGAGGUCCCUUAAAUUUGAACCUUUCUUAUAAUGAAUAAUCAAGCCAGUUGAAAUCUUAGAGCUAUGCUGGAAAAUUGGGGAAAGCAACUUCACAUAUCUAAAAAGAUUUCAAGGCUGCUUAUAACAAGCUACAAGACAAAAUUCUUAAAUCCGAGAUAAAUGGUGAUUCCAGAGAUGAAAUAAUUAGACAUCUGCUACCAGAGGAAAAGGUAGAGGAGUAUAUUAAGCUACAUCAAAUUCAAGCCUCAAAAGAGGAUGAUGAUUUAAAGGAUUGCACAUUUACCCCAGUAAUGUAUACGGCAUCAAAAGAUAAGAAAUUAAGAUCAAAAUAAGAGUUUCUAGAUUCUUAAUCUAAGUUUAUUAAGGACAAAGAGGAAAAACUUAAAAAGGCAAAGCAAGAAGUGAUAGAGAAGGAAGCAGGUCCUAAGAAGUAAAAGUAAACUUUUAAUGAGCAUGAGUGGCUAGAAAGAUUUACUAAAAAGGAAGAAAAGAAAAAGACCUAUGAUGACCCAAAUAACACAUUCAGGCCUCAAAUAUCAAAGAAAGCAUAGUAAAUGCUUUCUAACAAAAAUAGAAAUGCUUUUGACGAACUAACUCUAGAUUCAAAGAAAAGACUAGAAAAAGACAAAUUACUAGCUUAAUAAGUUUAGAAAACCGAGAAUAUUAAGGCUUAAGAAGGUUCAGUAAUAAUGCUAUUCAAAACAUUUGAGAAAUAAUUCAAUAAGGUUUAUGCAGAGAUAAUUAGUGUGAGCUAGGUUGUUUUAGAUACCAGAUUCUCAGCCGAUAAAAGUCAAGUCAAAUAUGAAUAAGAUCCUAGUGAAUGGAGAAAAUUAGAAGAUGAUUAUGAACUUUAACUACUGUUAAGCAGAUUAGGCUAUACAGAUUAAGAAAUACAAAAGGAGCAGAGAGCUGUUGGAGAUGUUGCAAAAGUUUUGAAAUAUAAACUUACUAGAAGAAAUACACUUACAUUUCUAGCUUGUGUGCAAAAACUUUAUCAGCCAUGGAUGAGAUAUGCUGAAGAAACUCAAGGCAACACUGAGACGUCAGGUUCAGAUUCUAUUGGGAAGAUAAAUGAAAACGAUGAAUUUCAGUUAAGCGAAGAGGAGAUGCAAAGAUUAUCCAAUAAAUUUUCAGGAAUAAGAAAGCAUAGAUUGGAAUUCCUUAAGUUGGAGCAGUAGUAAAAAAUAAAAACAUAUUAACCUGAAUAGGAGCCUAGCUAUAAGCCAGUUAUUAACAAGAAAUCUGAAAAAAUGGUGUAAAAAAUGAUAUUUAAUCCAAAUAUGUCACUGAAUAUAGAUGAAUAAAAAUCUAAGACCAAAAAUGAUAGAGUAUCAGUACUGUUACAGAAAGGAAAAGAGUACGAACUAAAAAAGAAAUAGUUGUAUGAUGAGAAAUAACAAAAAGGCAACGAUGAGUAAUGUACAUUCAAGCCACAAAUAAAACCGAAAUUCCCAUUAAAAGAUGGUGAGAAAUCUCCAGAUAGAAAAGAACCUCAAAAAGUAUUUGAAGAACUAUACAAGGUUAAAUAAAAAGGACAAGAUGUUAAAUCUGAGGAUGUGGAGUUCGAAAAAAAUAAGAAAGAGUUGACUUUUAAACCUAAUAUUUAAUCAUCUAUGCAAAGAGCUAGCUAAUAUACUGCAAUGAGUAAAUAAUAUAGAGAGAAUCAAUCUGAAGAGAGAUCAAAGGAAAAUAGUAAAGUUUUAAAAAGCAAUAAUAGCAGCAAGAAGCAGCCUAUUGCUUAACCAUUGACAGCUAGAUAAUCUCGUUUAAUCCCUUCAUCUAAACUUGAACUCAUGAAGAUUGAUAAGAGAAACAGCCUAACAAGAAACUCAGACAGUGUUAACAGAUCUUUAAUAUCAGCAUCAAAUAAUUCUCCUAGCAAGCUUGAUUAUCCUCAAAACUAAUAGAAAUAUAGUCUAACAGCAAAUAGCAAAAAGACUAACUUUGUACAAGUUAACUUGAAUACUAAAUCCUUGAUUGCUAGUAGUAAUGAAGAGUCUAAGACUUAACAGCAUACAUUCUCAAAACAUGAAGUAAUAUAGGAAUAAGUUUCAGUGUAGAAAAAGUAAGUUAGGAUACAAGAGGAAGUGGAAAUAAAAGAUUAAUCUAACUAUACCUCUACAGCAAAGGUAAAUAAAAUAUAAGUUAGCCUAGAUAAUGAAGCAAAAAGUAAUACUUUGAAAAAUUUGAAUACAAAAAAAAAGUUAGAGAAUAGUUUAUCUAAAUGA